UAUAUAUAUUGGGUGGGUAAAGAGCAUUGCAAUAUUCACAGAAGAUCACUGUAAGGGAAAUCUGUUUGCCAUGGCAUCAUUGUGGAACAGUGCAGUACAAGAGAAAUCUAGUGAGCUUCACGAGGACACAUGGCAGGUUAUUUUUGAUGAAACGAUAACUCCAAAUAAUACAGCACAUGGGUGGUACCACUACAUAUCUGGAUCUUUUGCAAGCUUCAAAUGUUCACUUUGUAAAAGAUCCUGGGUGUCUAAAAGAGUGCAGGUGGUCUUCCAUUUCUACUUGAACGCAGGAAGUAAUGAGGGAACCAUUAAGGUGCGACGCUUCAAACAGAAAUGCAGAAGGUGUACCGGAGCUCGGAUGGAGGAUCCAAACUUUGCAGUGGAAAACAUCGAUGUGCUGGUUGAGAGACUCGUUGGAAAGAUUCGUAUGAGAUGCUACAGAGAAAACCUUGGUGAAACGAACAGAUCCUCGAAAUUCGAGGGCAAAGUUAAUGGGCCUCAUGAAAAGUCGCACUGUGAAGCUUGUCAGGGUGGUUUUUGUAGUCUGGCAAAUUGAUUUUGAUUUAUUUUGCUAUUUCUGUAAUGGUGUUCCUGUAGAUCGGUUGAGCAUUUUGUUAGCGCACAGAUUUUUACACAUGCUGAUAAAAUAUAGCUUGAAUGCAGUGCCAGGUGCUUCGGAUAAAAUUGUCUGCCAGAUGCAUAAACUAAACUUAUUUAAAUGACAUUUCUUGUUUACCAAAUGAUAAUGUAUGGACUGUAUGGACAUGUCAGAUAGGAAUGAAUAUAAUAAUUUAUUUUAUACUAUUAAACCAUUUGUAAUAAUGAAAUAAACUGAAAUGCACAAUGUGAA
Molecule: messenger RNA, 850 nt
Organism: Paramisgurnus dabryanus
Lineage: Eukaryota; Metazoa; Chordata; Actinopteri; Cypriniformes; Cobitidae
Product: receptor-transporting protein 3-like
Biological process (GO): protein insertion into membrane; protein targeting to membrane
Molecular function (GO): olfactory receptor binding
Source: RefSeq, a predicted model, not a curated record